Molecule: messenger RNA, 1777 nt
Organism: Mollisia scopiformis
Lineage: Eukaryota; Fungi; Ascomycota; Leotiomycetes; Helotiales; Mollisiaceae
Exons: 7
Coding region: 96-1688 (530 amino acids)
Biological process (GO): proteolysis
Molecular function (GO): dipeptidyl-peptidase activity; serine-type exopeptidase activity
Source: RefSeq, a predicted model, not a curated record
CUCUCCUUUUAUCGUUUUUCGUUCAGCUGAAGCUUGUCUGGUCGAAGUGUUUGAGAUAGAGCAUCAGUUGCAGUUUCGAGCAUUGAUCUCUCAACAUGAAGGCCUCAUUUGUUUCUACUGUCCUGGCAUUCGCCAGUGCGGUGUCCGCGAACCAAUUUGUGCACCUGGGCCGAUUGAUUCCUCCAUUCGAGGAGGCGGACGAGUUUCCAGUCUCUACGUCUUCUGCUGCCAAUGUUACCGGCUCAGCGUUCUUCACUCAAGUUCUCGACCACGAUGAUCCUAGCAAGGGAACUUUCCAGCAGAAAUUCUGGUGGAAUGCGGAAUAUUGGGCAGGACCAGGUUCGCCUGUUGUGUUCUUCACUCCAGGUGAAGUCGCCGCUGCGGCAUACGGUGGUUACCUCACGAACAUUACCAUUACCGGUUUGUUCGCUCAAGAAAUUAAAGGUGCAGUGGUGAUGGUUGAGCACCGAUAUUGGGGCGAAUCUUCUCCAUAUGACGACCUCACCACCGAGAAUCUGCAGCAGUUGACGCUGAAAAAUGCAAUUGCAGAUUUCGUAAACUUUGCGAAGACAGCGGACCUGCCCUUCGACACAGAUCACAGUAGUAAUGCCGACUCGGCGCCUUGGGUGUUUUCGGGAGGUUCCUACUCGGGUGCUUUGUCUGCAUGGACUGAGUCUACAUCAUCUGGCACAUUUUGGGCAUACCAUGCGUCAAGUGCUCCAGUAGAAGCUAUCUCAGACUAUUGGCAAUACUUUUACCCCGUCCAAGAAGGCAUGCCAGCGAACUGCAGCAAGGACGCCUCACUUGUGAUCGACUACAUGGAUGGUGUCUUGAUGCACGGAACGGCAGACGAGAAGACUGCUCUGAAAACCAUGUUCGGUCUAGAGUCUGUAGAACAUGAUGAUGAUUUCAUGGCUGUCCUUGAGAAUGGUCCAUGGUUGUGGCAGUCGAAUAGCUUCUACUCUAAUUAUUCCGGCUUCUAUCAGUUCUGUGAUGCAAUCGAAAACGUCGUGGCUGGUGCUGCUGUGACUCCUGACGCGAACGGUGUUGGCCUUGAGAAGGCCCUCGCUGGAUAUGCCAACUGGGUCAACACUACCAUAAUUCCUGGCUACUGCCAAGCAUACGGUUACACCGAACUCUUGUCCACAGAGUGUAUGAACACUUAUGAUGAGAACAAUUUGCAGUUCACAAACAGAACCGUUGGCAACGCUAUUGACAGGCAGUGGAACUGGAUGCUUUGCAAUGAGCCAUUUGACUACUGGCAAGAUGGUGCUCCUCAAAACAGACCGACCAUCGUCUCCCGUCUCAUCGAUGCUACUUACUGGCAACGACAAUGCAGUCUAUUCUUCCCAACGGAGAACGGAUACACAUACGGCUCCAACAUCUCCCCCAACAAUAACGUGCAUCAAGUCAACAAGCACACCCAGGGAUGGAGAUUAGAGGACACUACCCGUCUGAUAUGGACGAACGGGCAAUUCGAUCCCUGGAGAACUUCUGGUGUUUCUUCAGACUUCCGACCUGGUGGACCUCUCGCCUCUACUACUCAACACCCUCUUCAAAUCAUUCCAGGUGGUUUCCAUUGCUCGGAUUUAAGACUGAAAAAUGGUCAAGUCAAUGCCGGCGUGCAGCAAGUGAUUGAUAAUGAGGUUGCACAGAUCGUCAAAUGGGUAUCGGAAUAUCCUAACUAAUAGCACAGAGUAGAGUCAUGUGCGUGGCAGUAAGCAGAAGAUCUUGGGACCAAUCAAAAGCAUAAUCGAGCGUAUCGAGCUAACCGAAC